This is a messenger RNA of Triticum turgidum subsp. durum (durum wheat), 783 nucleotides long. The record is from the annotation of a GenBank genome assembly. NCBI's taxonomy places the organism in Eukaryota, Viridiplantae, Streptophyta, Magnoliopsida, Poales, Poaceae.
AUGUCAGCGACUCUUUGGUGUCAUGGUCCUCCAAAUGACAACCCAUGGUUUAACAUUCUAGUGCCGAAGAAGAAUAUCGAGCGGUCCCCAAUGCCAUGGCGGAGUGUUGUUGGCUUUGUCAACUACUUGGAAGGAUUUGCAUUCUCACACUGCACAACAUGCAAAGCUCAGUUCCAUCUUCGAGUGGAAACUCUGGAAGAUAACUCAUGGCGCAAAAUAAAGUUCCGGCUCUUCGUGGCAAGAGAUGUUAUACUUGGUUUUCUUGCAGUUCAAAUUACUAUUGCUAUCAUUAGUGCAAUUGCAUACUUUCUAGACAGGGACGGAAGUUUCCGGAAUAGUUUCAGUGAUGGUUGGGAUCGUAUCUUGUCAAAGCAUCCAAUACCGUUCUACUACUGCAUAGGGGUUGUGGUUUUCUUUGUGCUGCUUGGAUUUUUCGGGUUGAUAGUGCACUGCUCGUCCUUGAACGACAACCAAGAUCCGUGCUUAGUUGGGUGCCGGAACUGCUGCUAUGGUUGGGGCAUCCUGGACUGUCUCCCUGCUUCUUUGGAGGCCUGCUUUGCCCUGGUGGUGCUCUUCAUCGUCGUGUUCGCUAUCCUUGGGAUUGCAUACGGUUUCCUCGCGGCGACUAUGGCCGUCCAGAGGAUCUGGCAGAGACAUUAUCACAUCCUGACCAAAAGAGAGCUCACAAAGGAAUACGUAGUGGAAGAUCUGCACGGCAGCUACUCGGCCCCGAAGCUUGAGCCAGAGCAUGAGGAGCGGCUGAAAAUACUGAAGCUACUGUAG